Molecule: messenger RNA, 645 nt
Organism: Brassicogethes aeneus
Lineage: Eukaryota; Metazoa; Arthropoda; Insecta; Coleoptera; Nitidulidae
Source: the annotation of a GenBank genome assembly
AUGGACGUGGGUAGCAUACUAAGUAUAUUGGGCGUAUUAUUCUUCAACUUCAGCUUUGUAGCUUACAUUAAAGAAUAUGCAAAAAUAAUUGAAAACCUCUCAGAUUUCAAGCCCUAUGGAAAACCCGGUAACUUUGAUGAAGAAACAAAAAAACUAAACUUAUAUUCAAAAAUACACGGACUUUAUAUUUUUGUCUGCAUAGUGAUUUUCGCCGGUUCAUCCACCAUUAAGUUUGGAUGGUGUUCCACGAAAAGUUCUUACGAAUGCGGAAUUUUCAUACAGCCGUAUAUGCCGUUUGAUAUUGAUCAUUACCCAGGUCUAAUGGUUUACCUGUCGAUAUCAAAAUUUACAUUUGAUAUUAUCGGAAUAUUCAUGGGAUACUUUUCAUCUAUGGCUUUAGUCAGUGUCGGCGGGCAAAGAAUACAAGAAAAGAGUGUGUCGGUGUCUACGGCAGUUUACAACACUUCUUGGUACAGUUUGGAUGUAAAAAUACAAAGGAUGUUGAUUUUGGUUAUGGUCAGAAGUAGGAAGCCUUUGAACGUAAGGGCUGGACCUUUUGGUAUUAUGAAUUAUCCUUUGAUUUUAGGAGUACUUAAAACGUCGUAUUCUUGUCUAACCUGUUUACUUACAACAAAUGAGGCCUAA